AUGACAAGGGGGGUAGUUGCAUAUAAGAAACGAUGGUAUAAGAUCAACAAGACUGUUGCACAAUUUGCUGGUUGCUACGAUCAAGCUAGUCGAAAUAUAAGGAGUGGUUCGAAAGCUGAUGAUAUAAAGGAGUUUGCCUAUAAACUUUAUUCCACAAAUUAUGGUAAAAAAUUCACUUUUGAGAGGCAUUGGAACAUGCUUCGGUUGGAGCAAAAAUGGAGAAGCCAACUACCUACACAGAGUAGUGGCUCAAAGAGAACCAAGGUUAGUGCAACUGGAGCAUACUCAUCCUCAUCAAACCCAGAAACACCGUUGGCUGACAAACCCAGUGUGGACUCUCCCGUUCGCCCACAAGGAUCAAAGAAGAGCAAGCGAAAAGGUAAGGAAAAAGCACAAAUGUCUGAAGAUUUUAGCGGAAAAAAAAUCAUCAGUGGUUAA
Messenger RNA from Arachis ipaensis, 438 nucleotides. Lineage: Eukaryota; Viridiplantae; Streptophyta; Magnoliopsida; Fabales; Fabaceae. The record is from RefSeq and is a predicted model, not a curated record.